AUGCGCGCAGUCAGUAUGCCCUGCAGUUUUGGAAAGCUUACAACGGAAGCGGCUCUCCAGGCGAGAAUUGCUCAGCUGAAGAAAUUCCGAGAUUCUCGCGUUCCACUUCCUCAUACUGUCUGUCCUGAUUGUCUCGCCUUCCUGGAAAAGGUAAUAUUUGAAGAUUGACAAUAUCAAAACAAUUUAGUAUUUAAUUUUAGUAUGCGGACAGUGACGACAUCGUUGCGAAGGCCCCACCAGCUCACUCGGCCACGAAGCAGCAGUACAAGAAGUCGGCCACCCUCGUUGCCAAAGCCAAACCAGAGAAUUCGAGUCCAAAGCGCAAAAUCUCGAAAGAGCUGUCAACCGAAGCAACUCCGGAAUCGCCAUACUUGACUUUUGAAGACUACUUCAAAAUCAAACCAAUCGAACAAAGUGCUCAAUCAAGCCUGCCAAAGCGUGCACUUCUCCAACAGCCUUUCUCAUCUGGAUUUCAAUACCACCCCAAGCGAGCCAUUCAGAUGUGUAAGUUCAUGCCGAGAAUCUUGUUUAGUUGUAAAAUACGCUCUGUACAGAUCACGAAAACGCCAAGAGGGAGAAGGCUAUUCUGGUCGCUCAAGCGAAAGACAGGCUUGAGCAGUUGAAGAACGACCGGCCGGCUCUUCUUCGUGCGGUGGCGAGUCUCAAGAGAGAGAUACAAGCUGAAAUGGCCGCCCACUACGGAGAAGAGGGUGAUGAUGGAGAAGUCGACUUUGUCGACAUAUCGAUGGGGUCGGACAAUGUUUUUUACGAUUAAUCACAAACGGUGGAUGUGAUUUUACUUGCUCCCCCCUUCCCUUUACUUGCCCAUCUCUCGACCCGAAUUCCACUUGUGUUCUGAUUUGUACAUUUUUUCCCAAGUUUUAAUCAAAAUUUUAGCAUAUCUUUUCUUUCUGAUUGUGAAUACCCCAUUUUCUUUGUUUACACCGCCUUGAGUGUGAAAGGUGUCUUCUUUUUUGUUGAUUCUGGUUAGAUGUUUAAAUGUGUAAAAGAUGUUUAAAGAUUCCAGAAGCGCUCCUUCUGUCUUUCUCUUCUCCCCACCCAAUCUCCAAACUGUUUUUCUUCAUGUUUAUCCCACAGACCUGAACCUCUCCCCGUGGUUGUUUUAUUAUGUGAAUCUUGUUACGUUUCUCCGAAGUGGUUGUACAGAAUUAUUAUUGUUGUGUGUUCGGGUAUUUCAUAUUAGUCAUAUUAUUAAGCCAAAUGCAGAUUCGAACAGAAUUCCAAUAAACAACAUGCAAUAGUAUGGUCACAGAAUGAUUCGGGAGUUGAACUAAGCUAUCAAGGAUGUUUUGGUAUGAUGCGGGGUCAUUCAAAUCAGCUCCACCUUCUACUAUAUCAAAAACGAGAGGCAGACUCGCGUUGAACUUUCUCGAGUGAAUAUCAUGGCUGGCUCUCGACAAUUGACACGUCUUUCCAUUGAAGACUAGAAAAGAAACACCAAGAGAUGGUGAAAAGCAGUGGCACGCAAAGCACACCAGAAAUCGCAGAGAAGAACGCCUCAGGAACUCGGUCAGAAACGCAUUUAGAUGUUGGAGGAGCAGUUAACGAUAGACUGGUUCAUCUUCUUCAAAAGCGAUCUGUGUUGCAUUUUCCCGAUGAAAAUGAGUGCCGCAUAUUGUUUUUGAUGCCUAAGGAACUGAGACAUUUACAAGAUUUACUGAUUCACCCAUUUCCAAUUUGAUCGAAGCUUUGCAGAUUUCUUCGACAUGGAUCAGUGUAUUUUGGGCCCAAGUUUCAGACAAGUAUUCACAGUAAUUCAGGACUGAAAAUGCCGGGCUUAUCACGUAAACCAGAGCUUUUAGGCGUGAAUCAAUGUAACUUCUGCGUACAAAACCCGAUCGGUCUGAAACAUAGACGCAAAUACUUUCAUCCAAAUCCAAGAAGCCACCAAAGUUUGAGUCUGAUGAGAAUAAAGUCGAGCCCUAGAAAAGCCCAGCCCUUUUGUAUGUGUUAUAUUGUUCCAUUCGAACAGACAGACUCCGGAAUCACAACUGAUGAAUGCGCGACUUGCUCAUAUUUAAUUUCUACCGUCAAUUCGUUCCUCACUCAAGUGCUGGCCGAUGCAUUACCUCGUCCAUGGCGCCACUCCCAAGGACGACCGUCAUACGAGGCUCCAUUAUUACGUAGUGCACCGUGUUUAGUAGUCUGAUUAUUUUGAAUUGUACUGUUGCUUGUACUGUAGUUUUGACUUUUUCUUUUGUUUUCAAAGUCUUGUGCCAAUGCUUCUCUCUCGCAAAAAUUCUUUUCUCGAGUUGUUAUUGAUACUUUCACAGUUUUCUCUCAAGAUUCUUUUGGAAACUCCAAAUAAUUUUUAGGAUAGUGCUCACACCUCCGAUGAAUGAUCCGAUUCCACCGGAAAAGGAGGUGAGCAGUCAAGUUUCAGUUGCCAAAGCCCACUUUUCAUUUUUCAGCCACGCUUCUACAAAAAAUGGCAGGUUCUGCCAGCACUGACCAAAUUCGAAUGGAAACAACUGACAUACUUUGGAGAGUGAGUGUCCUCCAAAUCUCCAGUCACCACUGAUGCUUUCAGUCCCAACACCUUCCAAUCCUCGUUCGAUUAUAAUUGUAAGAAAGAUCCGGCUGAACUAACCGAAACCUUUCGUGUCGUUCUCGCCAAGGGUCGGGAAAUUCUCGAAGCAUACAUCAUCGACAUGAAGCGUCUUUACAAAACUUACAAGUACAAAACCAUGGAGCGACGCGUGUUUUUUGCAAUGUUGGCUCAGUGCCAACUCGUCCUUUUUGCCAACGAUUGGACCGGAGCCCUAGAGAUGUACCAAAAAACGCUCGACUGUCACCCGCUGUUGUUCGAACAUCAGCCAAGCGCGUACUAUGGUCUCGGAAUCGUAUACUUGCACUUCAAACAUUACAAAUGGUAUGGUGGCGUUUUAUAAUAAUCACAACACGAAUCAGCGGUUUUCAGGGCGCUCCAGGCGUUCCAACGUUCCUUGUACUGCUACCCAACAGGACUGUUUGCAGUGGAGUGCAAGCUGCGUAUGGCGAUCUGCUACAUGGCGGCGGAAGAGUGGCCAAAGGCUAUCAAAGUAUGUUUAGGAGGUUGAAUUCUGUGAAAAACAGUAGGACACACACUCGGGCGCGUACAAUUGCCUUCUUCAUAGCCUGGCCAUAGUUCCAAUCAUUUUGUUGGGUCACUGAUCAAAAGCCAAUACAGGGAUCAACGUAAACAUGGGAUCAGAUAACUGUGAAUAGUUCGCCAUGCCAUGCAUGGCGUGCACUUUUUCAAAGGACCCUACUGGCCGAUCAUGGCCGAUUUGAGGGACGAGGGGGUGCUUAUUCGUCGAUUCAUUCGCAUCAGAAGGCCGGCGAUGUGGUGUACGUGAGCGGAGGAACCAUCCACUGAGUCCAUGCGACGGGAUCGUGCAAUAAAAUCUCGUUGAAUGUGGUGCCACUUCGAACUCAAUGUUUUUCCAUAUUUCAUUAAAAAAGGUUCUUCCCAUCCGCCAAUUGACAAAAAACUGUUUGUCAGUGUGUAUGCACAGACCGUUUUCUCUAUUUUGCCAACGUUUCAACGACAACACGAAGUAAGUGUAAAAUAUUCAACAUUUCCGUUCAUAUUCUUUUCUGGUUCCACUUUCGCAAUGACAACGCUUUGCAGAUGGAUGGUACUUGUCCUUAAGCUAUUUUCAUCGUAUUAUAAGGUCUCACAAUUGCGUUUGAGCCCCUAGAAGUACAUACAAACAUUCUCAAAAAAAAAAAUCAAUACGCUCUCAUUCACACAAAACACAUUCGCAACCACAUAUACAUAUGCGAGGUCAACUAUGUGAACUCUAUAUUCAUAUUUGUGGUGAUGUUUUGUCCGGGGUCAGUGUUCAUGAGCCCCUCUUUCGGAGCUCUACAACCGCAUCAAGGCCGAUACGCACGUCGUUAUCGUCGGAACCUGUAAGUCGACGAUGGGUCCUGAUUAUUAUUAUGGGACCUGGAUCUUGCCUUUGGAACUUGAUUACUCAAAUAGAGCCAAAAAUUUGAAAGUUACCUUUACUUUUGUACUGUGGAAACUGCACUUUGUAGAGAGACGGUAACACUAAUGAAAACGGGACGGGCAAAAACCGCCGCUCUGUCAGCUGUGUAUUUCUAAUUUCCAGCUAUUCUACUUGGUGAUCGACGAACCGAAUCCAUCGAAGUUCAUGCCGAAACUUGUGCUGAGAUACAACUUGGCCCUUGCUCACGAGAACAACGAGGAUUUGGACAUUGCGGAGAAGAAGUACAACGAGUUACUUCCUGAUCUAGAAGUAAGACGCCUCCUACGCCCACGCACUGUCCAACUUAUCAUUUUCCAGAUCGACACCGUGACGUACAGUCUUCUGCAGCCCGAUCAGCUCGUGAUUUAUACAAAGAUGAGAGCGGCAAUUCUUCGGCAGAUCGGAUGGAUUUAUUACAAACGGGCGCGUAAGGAUGAGGCCAACAAGAAGGACCUUCUCGCAAAGGCUCAAGAGAGUUUGAACAUGGCGGUAGCAGCAAAUCCAAAAGACGGCCUAACCUACACCUAUUUGGGUCGUGUUCACGAAAUGGACGGAUCUGCUGUUAGUAGUGGAAAAUUGAACGAGGAUACCGUGCAUCGAAAUCGUCCGUCUCCACUGAAGAUGCACGCAUUCUCGUUACUCCCCCAUGUUCCUCCCCCUAUGUACGUAACCUAUGUCGAUUUCCUCCUUGCAUGUAACUCAGAAAUUUGGCUGAGCUUUACCACACCAGUCUUUCCCAUCUUCGCACACUGUUUCAGAGUACCUGGAACUUCUAACAUAGCAUGAUUUCAGACUCGUUUUCAAAAAGUGACAGAGGAAGGGAAUGGGAGAAAACAAUCGAAGAACUGGCAUAGUUUUAUGCAAUAUAUCAAAUAUUCCUGCUGGUAAUUAGGUUUGCCGAAGGCAUAGAAACUAUGAAAAUGAAACACGGAAUCUUAAAGUGCACGCGUGAACUUCUACGAUUUUUUCCAUAUCAUUUUCCUCGACGUGCAACACAUAUGAAGAACUUGCAGAUUGAUGUGGCGUAUUCUGACUAUCGGAUGGCUAUCAACGUGUCAGAGUUGAUGGCGGACGCGUUUUUUUCGCUGGCACAAGUCUAUCAGAGUGAGCAACAACCAGUUGAUGCCCUGGAGGUUUGUACAAACUAUCUAUUCGAACUGCAAUCUGUUUGUUGUUUUUCAGACUAUGUUAUGCUGUCUUGAACUGAACCCCGGACAAUCGGCCGCAUGGACCAACAUUGGAGAAUUGUACGAGCGAAAUGAACAGUUCGAAGAUGCACUUGGAUGUUAUAAAAACGCGCUGAAGUGCAGCCCAGGUAGCCGCAUUGUGAUUAAGUCUAAAUUAGAUAACUCAUUUUCAGUAGCUCCGAAACCUCUCAAUGCCCGUGUACAAAUGCUGGACGAGGAGCUAUCGCGGAUCUUACCCUCUCGUCCAUCGAAACAUAGUGUCCCGUUUGGAUGUGAUAUUCCGAGCGUGAAGGAGGCCUACAACCUGCCAGUCUUGUCUGAAGUACACGAACGCGUGAACGAAAGUUACAAUGUAGGUAGUUUUCUCAGACAAUCUGGCAAAAUCGCGUUACAGAAGAUAGAGAUGCGAUACCAAAAUGCGUUCUGGGAGUUGUGGACUGAGAAACGACUGAUGGAGGAAUCGUCAACGAAUAGCGAUGCGCAAGUGUUGCGACCGCACGAGUUGAAUAAUCUUGAAGUGGAAGUUUUGAGCCACCUUCGUGAUAACGAGAUGGACCUGAUUCCAGCCGAAAAGGAAGUUUAUGAGUAUCUUCACACUGCUGAGCUCACAGUUCAGGUGAGGAGAAGACAGUUGUAGUGUGAUAUAAAGCAACAGAGAAAGAGAGAGAGAGAAAUAUAACCAUUUGUUUCUGUUAUGAAAAUGAUGAGUAGGGUAAUGCAUUUGAAUAUGUUUGAGUGUUUUAUAAGACAAAACCGCAAUGUUUUCAAACAAAUUGUCUUAAGAAGAAUCAACUGAACAUCUAAUUUUCAGCAUGGAAUUAUCGACACGAUCAUUUCGCUUGUCCCACAUGAAAUGCCACGUGUCACCGAUUCGAUGAUUGAGCGCAUGCGUGCUACUGGCCACUUUUUCGAAAACGCCGAAUGCUAUCCGUUUCCGUCCGUUCCGCUGAUUGCAUCAGACACGUUGCCAAAAAGCUUUAGUAUCCUUUCCGAUAUUAAAGUUCCUUUGGACUCGACCGCACAAGAGAUCCUCACAUUGGCCCAUAAACGGUGCAUCAAGAACGGAUCAUACCAACCGAUCAUGGAUGAGAUUGCGGUCUUACCGAAAGCUCCGAUGGGUCCGGAGAAGCCGAUUGCAACAAAGGAAGAAGUGAAGAAGGCUCUGGAGAAGGGAGAACGUCAUCCGCUGAUUCUGAAAACAACAGUUUAUUUGGUCGACAAUCAAUCACAUUGCGUGGAACUUCAACAUCACGUGGAUACGAACACUAUUUCAUGCAUUCGCGGCCUAACAUCAGUCCUCCAACUCGAUCUUUCACUGUUCUCCACCAGAUCCGUGUGCGAAAUAGCCGGCCAACAGGAGAUUGAAGUGCUGACCCAGUACAAUCUUCCACCGGAGACCAACUGUGAUCAUGCGAGUCAGCCGACAUGGAAGUGCAUCUCGGAGUCACAUUGCUCGACCAUCAACAACUACGCCAACUAUCAGCGAGAAUUUUUCAAGCACACGCUGAGAAACGAGACGGAGAAGAUCCGCAAGACGCCGGCAUCCUGCUUUCAGGGACCGUCGCCGAAGAAAUUGAGAGCUGAAAUGGUCUACAAGAGGGCGGAUCCGCCGCCAAAGGUUUUGAAGAGCAUUAAGUUUGCAACAAAUAUUGACAUGUCGAAUGACAACAAGUGGAAAGCCCAGAUUAGUGUGAGUGGAUCUUUAUGUGGGAGUGAAUGUUGUGUGAUGCAAUGGGGAAUGGAAAUAGUCCGAAUUGCGUGUUUUUGCAGCACUUCUUCUCAUUUUUUCGGUUCUUACUACCAAAUUUCUAAUUUCAGGAGCUCGCAAAACUUCCCGCCUUCUGUCGUCUCAUUGCCGGACCCAACAUGCUCUCUCAUCUCGGUCAUCAAAUCAUCGGGAUGAACACCGUCAAGUUGUACAUGAAAGUGCCGGGUGCACGUACUUGUGCUCAUCAGGAGAACGGGUUUGUCGCUUCGAUCAACAUCAACGUGGGACCAGGCGACUGUGAAUGGUUUGCCGUGCCCUACGAAUACUGGGGUUUGAUGGAGGAACUGUGCGAGAAGCAUGACGUGGACUUCUUCAAAGGACCCUACUGGCCGAUUAUGGACGAUUUGCUGGACGAGGGGGUGCCUGUUCAUCGAUUCACUCAGAAGGCCGGCGAUAUGGUGUACGUGAGCGGAGGAGCGAUCAACUGGGUCCAGGCGACGGGAUGGUGCAACAACAUCUCGUGGAAUGUGGCGCCACUCAACAAUCAACAAUUGACGAGAUCGCUGUUCAGCUACGAAUACUACAAGUUCCGCAAUAUCCGUUGCCAAGUGCCAAUGCAACUACUAUGCUGGCAAUUGGCCAAGAACGUUCGGUUCACCAACCAACAACUGUUCAACACGUGCAAAGGAGUCUUGAUUCGGUGAGUAAUGGACAUGAGCUUUCUCAUAAAAUGCUCGGUAUUUCAGCUCUCUCGCUUUCCUCAAAAUGGUCAACGAGUUUGUGCUCGCAGCCAAAAAGAAGAUCAAACCCCAUGAGCGAACCAGCGAGGAUGAAGCGAAUUUCUGCUUUAGUUGCGAAUCUGAAGUGUUCAGCGUUCUCUUCGUCAAGGAUAUCAAUGACACAUUCGUCGUUUACUGUGUCUACUGCGCCAAGACGUAAGUUUGAUAUUUCAUGUUUGCGUAUUGUACGUCCACAAUUUCAGGCAGAAGAACUUUGACGAAUUCAUCGUGAUCCAGGAGUUUUCUUUCGCCGACCUCUCCUCUAUUUAUAAUGGCAUGAGAUUUUUUUCACCGACUGGCAACAAAGUCAAAUUUGUUGCUUAA
Molecule: messenger RNA, 7996 nt
Organism: Caenorhabditis sp. 36 PRJEB53466
Lineage: Eukaryota; Metazoa; Nematoda; Chromadorea; Rhabditida; Rhabditidae
Source: the annotation of a GenBank genome assembly